Molecule: messenger RNA, 2337 nt
Organism: Chenopodium quinoa (quinoa)
Lineage: Eukaryota; Viridiplantae; Streptophyta; Magnoliopsida; Caryophyllales; Amaranthaceae
Product: subtilisin-like protease SBT5.4
Exons: 11
Coding region: 1-2337 (778 amino acids)
Biological process (GO): proteolysis
Molecular function (GO): serine-type endopeptidase activity
Source: RefSeq, a predicted model, not a curated record
AUGCAGAUUUCAAUGUUUUUACAUGGUUUGCUAUCAAUUCUUCUUUUUUCAUUGUGGCAAGUACCUAUCUUUGCUGCCCCUAAGCACUACAUCAUAUAUUUGGCAUCUCACCAUGCGGAACCUCGUUUGUCAGCUAAUCCGGAGAAUGUUACAAACUCACAUCAUGAAUUGAUUUCUUCUGUGCUAAUGAGUGAUGUAAACCCUUCAGAAAGGAUCGUAUAUUCAUAUAAUAAAAUAUUUAAUGCCUUUGCCGCAAACUUGCAUGAAGAGGAGGCCAACGUACUCUCAAAACAUCCUAGCGUUGCAUCAUUAAUUGAAAGCAAGCCAGUAAAUUUGUUUACAACUCGAUCAGUGGAUUUCAUUGGAUUUCCAAAUCAACAUAAAGAUGACUAUACCAUUGAUGAGUCCAUAUGGAAGAAAGCAAGCUUCGGAGAAGACACAAUUAUAGGACAUAUAGAUUCCGGUGUAUGGCCAGAGAGUCAGAGUUUUUCCGAUGAAGGCUUUGGCCCAGUUCCCAAAAAAUUCAAAGGAAAAUGUGAAAAUGAACACGAUCCAACAUUCAAGUGUAACAAGAAGAUUGUAGGAGCUAGAUAUUUUUACAAAGGGAUUAAGGAACAAGGUAGGUUAUUAAACUAUACCUUCAACUAUAAGUUGACUCCAGGAGAUAAUACAUUUGGGCAUGGCACUCACACCCUAUCUAAUUCCGGAGGAAACAUUGUCCCCGGAGUUAGCUGGGAAGGCUUAGCAAAUGGGACUGCGAAAGGCGUUGCGCCGAGAGCACGUCUGGCUUCCUACAAGAAUGUUUGGCCUCCUUCUACAAGUUUUCCAAUUGCAGGGAAUGCAAUGGAUUUUGUGGCUGCCUUUGAAGCUGCCAUCGACGAUGGCGUAGACGUAAUCAAUUUAUCGGAGGGAAUUUUAGUUGAGGAUAAUAGCAAGUAUUUUGAUAAUGAUGCUGUUGCUAUUUCUUCAUUCCAUGCUAUGAAGAAUGGCAUCCUCACUAUUGCUAGUGGUGGAAAUGAUGGACCUACACCCGGGAGUAUUACUAAUACUGCCCCAUGGAUGUUAAAUGUUGCUGCUAGUUCUAUUGAUAGAGAAUUUUCGGCUUUUGUCGUACUCGGUAACCAUCAAAAGAUCAAGGGUUCGCGAUAUGUGGAUAAGUACACAAGUGACUCUAAAAAAUUCUAUUCUUUAAUAACUGGCGCAGAGGCUCGUAUUCCUACUGCUAAUUACACUUAUGCUUUGGUGUGUCAACCUGGAACUCUAGACGCAGCGAAGGUGAAGGGAAAGAUGUUAGUAUGUCUUAACUCGCACAAUGAAACAUAUGAAAUUGAAAGUUCACGAAGCAUUGUAGCUAAAAAUGCAGGAGCUAUUGGGCUUAUCUUAGUAGAUGAAAAUACCACGGCAGUUUGCCCUUUUGCACCUCUUCCGGUUUCCACAGUGCACAUUAGGUACCAAGACGCCGAAGCUCUUUUUUCUUACAUCAACUCUACAAGUUCUUCAACUGCAACAAUUACUGACGAAAGGACUGCAAUGGGAGUAAAGCCUUCACCGUUCAUGGGUUCAUUCUCGUCACGCGGUCCAGACGUCAUUACCCCUGGAAUUUUAAAGCCUGAUAUAACAGCUCCUGGCGUAGAUAUUCUAGGUGCUUUUCCUCCAAAUAUUGAGAAUGCUUCAUACGUUAUGAGAUCCGGAACAUCAAUGUCAGCUCCUCAUAUCACUGGCAUUGCAGCUCUUAUUAAAAAGUUACACCCUAAUUGGAGUACUGCAGCUAUCAAAUCAGCACUUAUGACAACAGCAAGUCCCCUAGACAAUACGGGGAUGCCAAUACGUGAUCAUGAUAAGGUAACGGAGGCAACACCUUUUGCAUACGGGUCGGGUCACGUGAUACCCAACAAAGCAAUGGAUCCUGGCUUGGUUUAUGACUUGAAUCAAUAUGAUUACCUAAACUUCAUUUGCUCACGUUCUCAUAACAUUACAACAAUGAAGGCAUAUAGUAAACACCAUUCUUACAAAUGUCCGACCUCAUUUAAUAUGUUGGAUUUCAAUUAUCCGUCUAUAACUAUUCCUGACUUCUCUGGCCAUGCCAUUGUUACGCGUAAGUUGAAAAAUGUUGGAAAACCGGAUACCUACAAACCACGAAUAUAUGCACCACCUGGGGUGUCAAUCGUCGUAGAGCCUAAGCAAUUGGUGUUCUCCAAGAAGAAUCAAAAGAGAAAGUUUAAGCUUAUCUUCACGGCGGAUGUUAAACAUCUUCCUAAAGAUUACAUUUUCGGAAGUUUGGUUUGGUCUGACGCUAAACAUGAUGUAAGAAGCCCUAUUGUGAUCAAGGCCAAAUGA